Molecule: messenger RNA, 508 nt
Organism: Xylona heveae TC161
Lineage: Eukaryota; Fungi; Ascomycota; Xylonomycetes; Xylonales; Xylonaceae
Exons: 1
Coding region: 238-396 (52 amino acids)
Source: RefSeq, a predicted model, not a curated record
GCCCACCCGCAGGUCCUGAAUGAUAUCACCUCGGGCGGAAACCAGGGCUGCGGCACCCCCGGUUUCACUGCCGUGUCGGGCUGGGAUCCCGUCACGGGCCUGGGCACGCCGAAUUAUCCGAAACUUUUGGCUCUGUAUCUUUCUUUGCCUUAGAGAGUUAGAGUUUUAGACUCUUAGAGCUGCUGUUUUUUUGUGCGAUUGUGUCAUUGUGUCAUUGUGUCAUGGCGUCGUCGCGUCAUGGCGUCGUUGUUGGCGUGGGUGUGGAUGUUGUUACUGCCGCUGCCGCUUUUGUUCGCGGCGGUGGGGUUUGGUAGUGGUGGUAAUGGUGGCGGAGAAGACGAAGAAGGAAGGGGAUGUAGUGGAGGUGGUGUUGAAUUACUAACCUUUAAGUUGUAGAUAUCUAGAAGAUAUAUUACUUCCAUCUUUUUCUACAUCUAGCAUCUAGCAUCCAGCAUCUGCCAUCUGGCAUCUGACAUCUAGCAUAUGAGAGAUAUAAAAUAUUACAGAC